AUGUCUCAGACAGAGAAGGAUCCGGGUAUCAGGUUAUUUGGCAGGAAGAUUCCGCUGCCGGAAUGUCAGAUUCCGGCCAACUCAGGACCCAUGGAUGCUUGCAGCAACAUAAAAAAGGCAGAACUGGAAAUACCCAGUGAGUGUGGAGAAAACUCUGAGAAACAAGAAAAUACGUCUGAUUCAAGGGAUUGUAAACAAGAGUCCCAACAUAAAGUGAAGGAAAAUGAACCAACAGUAAAUCCCAAACCAGUGGAAGAUAAUACGGAGAAUGGUGGCUCAGAUCAAGAUAAAGUCUUAAAGAAACCCGACAAGAUUCUUCAGUGUCCACGAUGCAACAGUUUGGACACCAAGUUUUGUUACUUUAACAACUACAACGUUAACCAACCUCGGCAUUUCUGCAAGAAUUGUCAAAGGUAUUGGACUGCUGGUGGAACAAUGAGAAAUGUUCCCAUAGGUGCUGGGAGAAGGAAGAAUAAACACCUAGCAUCUCAAUACCGACAUAUUAUAGUAACCUCUAAUGGAAUUCCUACUUCCAGAUUAGAAACUGAAGACACAUCUGGUUUCCAACAUGUCACAAGUCUUGAAUCCUCAGUUCCUUUCAGGUCUUCAACAGAUAACAGCACUGUUUUGAAAUUUGGUCCAGAUAUCCCUCUCUGCGAAUCUAUGGAUUCAAUGCUUAAUCUUAGAGACCAGAGAAGAUGUGUUGAUGCAAGUUCUGUAAACUGUGUUGAGUAUGGAGGGGAACCAUCGAUAUGUGGAUCAUCUGUGACGAAUAACGGUACUCAAGGAAAUGAAUUAUCAGAGCAAAAGACAUCAAAUUGGUUACAAUGUUACCCUGUUCCUCCAUGGGUAUUACCUUAUCCAGGUUGGAAUAAUGUGAGUUCCAUGGAAGCAGUUCAUCAGUCUUCAGCACCAAUGUGUAGUCCACCAUACAACACUGGUCCUGCAGCAAUGCAAUGGUGUCCAGCGCCAGUGGUGGGAAUUCCUGGUAUGUGCCCACCAAGCAUUCCUUUGCAACUUGUACCACCAUCAUACUGGAGUGGAAAACCACUUUGGAAUGCUGGAACUGGGGCAGUGUCUAUAGGAUCCAAUGCUUGCCUUUCGCCAUCUUCCUCCACUAGUAACAGUUGCUGCUCAGGCAAUGGCUCCCCAACCCUUGGCAAACACGCAAGAGAUACGAUUUUUGCUGAUGAAGAGAAAUCAGAGAAGUGUGUUCUGGUUCCAAAGACCAUUAGAAUUGAUGCCCCAAAUGAGGCCUCAGAAAGUCCUCUAAGGGCUUCUUUAACUAUCAAGCCUGAUCAACAGCAAUCUGUAUUAGAUAGUGGUAUUUUGAAGAAAGUUGAACCAAAAGAAGGCAAAGAUCGUAUAUUGGGCGCCUCUCAAAUCUUGGAAGCCAAUCCAGCAGCUAUUUCUUGUGCUCAUACAUUUCAGGAGAGCACAUAG
Molecule: messenger RNA, 1443 nt
Organism: Sphenostylis stenocarpa
Lineage: Eukaryota; Viridiplantae; Streptophyta; Magnoliopsida; Fabales; Fabaceae
Source: the annotation of a GenBank genome assembly